Molecule: messenger RNA, 5641 nt
Organism: Porites lobata
Lineage: Eukaryota; Metazoa; Cnidaria; Anthozoa; Scleractinia; Poritidae
Source: the annotation of a GenBank genome assembly
AUGGAAGCUGCUAAAACUGGGCAUGAUCUCAGGUUACCCAUUUUUACUCAUGUUGCCGAUAGUCAUGCUCCGAUGAGGAAAUCAAGAAUUAAAGGGGUCCGUUCUCCCUGGAUAAACGCACAGCUAUCUGAAGCCAUGCACCAACGAGAUUAUUACCAUCGUAAAGCCCUGAAAACAAAGUCUGCCAAUCAUUGGUCACGCUAUAAGGAACUUAAGAACUACGUAAAUAAGGAGACAAAGAGAUGUAAAUCGGAAUACUAUUCUAAGCUUAUUACCGAAAACAAAUCUAAUCCAAGUGCAUUAUGGAAAACUCUAAACGACAUAACAUCUCGCAAAGAAAGAACUCCCAUCUCCUGCAUUGAGGCCGACGGUGUUCAAUACUCCAGCAAUAAAUCUAUCGCCAAGAUUCUGAAUGAACACUUUUCAACAAUUGAACUAAAUUGGCGCAAAAGCUCAAGUCUUGUGGAUCCCACAUGUACUCGGCGCCUCCGGUAAACUCGAAUCUACCCCAUGAAUUUGCUUUCGAGCCAAUUACGGAAGACUUCGUUCUUCGUCAGCUUAAGCAGCUCAAAACCAAUAAAGCCAUUGGCCUAGAUAAUAUCAGUGCUCGUCUACUGAAAGAUUCAGCCUCAGUAAUCAGUGCCAGUCUUACUAGAUUAUUUAAUCUUUCCCUGGAAACUCGCACCUUUCCUUCUCUUUGGAAAUUUGGAAAAGUGGCAGCGUUAUUCAAGAAAGGUGAUCGCUGUGAUGCUAACAAUUACAGACCCAUUACUGUGCUGCCAACGAUCAGUAAAAUUCUAGAAAAAGCCGUGCACACCCAACUGUACGCUUAUCUUAAAAACAAUGGUAUCCUUACAUCUAAGCAAUUUGGGUUCAGGCCGAAGUUAUCAACUGGAACAGCCCUAUCUCAUUUCACAGACAAUAUCCUCCAGAAUAUGGACGCUGGUUCCUUUACAGGUGCUGUUUUUCUGGACCUGUCUAAGGCCUUCGAUACAGUGGAUCAUCCCCUGCUGCUGCAAAAAUUGACGCACAUCGGUCUUACCACCUCUACCACCCAGUGGUUUAGAUCGUACCUCACAAACAGAUCUCAAAUUACAUCAGUUGGAGAUGCUCACUCUGCAUCUACCGAAAUGCCUAUUGGAGUACCCCAAGGAAGUAUAUUGGGACCUUUAUUGUUUCUAAUUUACGUGAAUGAUCUUCCGGACUGUCACCUGGCAAGCGAUAUUAUUCUUUAUGCAGACGAUACAGUACUCUAUUACUCAUCCAAAAGCAUCAGUGAUCUUGAACAUCACAUCAAUGCUGACUUGGGGACAGUGUCUGAGUGGUUCUCUAGAAAUCUCCUGACACUAAAUAUAUCCAAAUGUAAUUUUGUUAUCUUUGGAAGUCCUCAGAAACUGAAUCGUAUUCAAGGCAUUUCGGUUAAAGUAGAGGGCACUAGCAUUGAAAGAACACAAUCAUUCAAAUACCUAGGCGUAACGCUUCAACAGUCUAUGUCCUGGGCAGAUCACGUCGAUGCUAUCAGCAUGAAGAUUAAUCAGAGAAUAGGCCUAAUUAGGAGAAUCAGGAAUCUAUUGCCGCUACAAGCUAGAGUUGCCUUGUACAAUGCCCUAAUCCUCCCUCUUUUGAUUACGGAGACGUUAUAUGGGGACAAAAACAAUGACACCAUCAUGUCAGAAUUACAGAUUCUACAGAAUAAAGCUGCUAAAGUUAUGCUGGGGCAACCACCCCGAAGCUCGUCAACUGAAGCACUGAAAAGUCUAGAUUUGAAGUCGCUGUCCACAAGAAGGUUUUUUUUUCAUCGCUGCAUUGCAAUCCACAAGUGUCUUAUUGGAGAAACCGAUUUCAGCUUUAAUUUUACUAAAAGUCAAGCUGUUCAUUCAUAUAAUACAAGACGCUCCAAUGAUAUUCGCUUACCCCUACCCAGAACAAACUGGGGUAAACAAACUUUUAUUUUUCACGCCGCGAAAGACUGGAACAGCCUUCCAAAUGAUUUAAAAGAGUGUAAUAUUUUAUCUAUUUUUAAAUCCAAGUUAAAAACUUUUUUAAAAGAUCUCAGCUAAUUUUAAACCUUGAUGUUUUUUUUUGUAUAAUCGAUUUUAAGAUUUUAAAUUUUUAAAUGUUUUACUUGUAAACAUAUUUUACUUUUUUCGUAAUUAUUAAUUAAUUAGUUAGAUUAAUGCAUGAGGGCCCCACUGAAAACCGCCUUGGCGAGUUGGGCUCCCUCUAUAAAUAUUAUUAUUAUUAUUAUUAUUAUUAUUAUUAUUAUAAACCUUGUUUGCCCCAUAAAAUUUUGCAUAACUUUUUUUUAAUACCCUUGGGUAGAAAUUGAAGACAAUACUCAUGCAAUAUUUUUGGGGCAAACAAGUUGUAUUAUGGGAGAUGUGCAAAUGGCGAACAACGUUUUUCUUUGGAAUAUGGCAUUUUUAAUGGAAAAUGGAUUUGAAAACGUCAAACAGAUAGUUCUUGUUCUUUCCUUCUUUAUAAAGUCGCAGAAGUAGGAAAAUAAGCUCCAGUACUGAGGCCCUAGACACCACGCAGUACUGGAGAGCGAACUGCUUCACAGUAUAGCGUCUCCCAAAAAUUGUCCGUUUUAAAAUGUUGUUUUGAAGAAAAUACGCCUUGCACAGAUGAGGCCAGAAAAGAAGAAAUCUUGUUCACCUUACACGUUUUGCACCCCAUUCUGAAAUUGGGGCGGUUUGUAAACACUUGUAGGUCAAUGCUGGAAAUCUUUUCAAGGCGGCUAAUUCGGGAAAUUUUCCCCUUCCACGAAUGUUUUUUACUUCGCCCAAUCUACACCCUCCUUCCCCCCAACCUCCACCCCAUAACUUUUGCGUUUCUAAUCCUCCGUCCCUAAGACCUGCUUCAACUCUUUUGAGGGAUUUUUCGUACGGAUACUUUAAUAUGGGGAAAUUGGGUAUUGAAUGUAAACGAAUGUCAAGAAAAACAUCUGCUAAAACAGCAUUUGUCCCUAGAAUUAUCCUCCUUUCUUUUGUGUUUUUCCCUAACCUUUUCAUGCAAUGGUUACAAUAACAAACAAUAAAAAGAUGGUAAGAAAAGUGGAAAUCUGUAUCUCUUGGACUGAGAACUGCAUCAAAUGUUUUCUUUAUUUAGUUCCCAGAGAGAUUAAGGCACAAGGACCAGAAGCAAAGCUUGCUUAUCGAAAUGCCCUGAAGACUGGAAAGGUUAAAGUGUACCGUGCUCGAAUCAUGCUGAUCGGUCAAGAUCGAGCAGGCAAGACAAGCUUAAAAAAAUCGUUCUUAGGUCUACCAUUUGACCCUGAGGAAGACAGCACCGAUGGAAUUGAAGUUGAUCCAUCAAAAUUCGAAGUCGACAUCGAUCAAGUAAAGAACUGGAAACGCACCGAUAAAAAGCUAAGUGUGUCUCAAUUUGCCUUGGAUCUUGCAAAAAUGGUGGCUAAAGAAAUACAGGAACGAGGUAAAGACAAAGAAGAAGAUGAUGAAGAGAACGGCGUCGACGACUACGACUACGAGAAAGAAGGAAAAAAACAAAAAGCAAAAAACUCAAAGCUGGAUUAUCCUGAUAAAGAUACAAACAAACAGAAAAAAAUGGGUCAGGUUAGUGACCAAAAAACAACCCUAAAUUAAAAUACAAACGAAUCAAACCAGGAAGGCACAAAAAAAAAAGAAAAUCAGCAACAACAAUAAGAAAUUCUUGAUACCUUAACAGACUACAUGAUAAAAAUUUCACUGGUCUAAGUAGCUGUCGAGUUUUGUAGUUUUUUGGCGACGAAGUCGCUAGAAGGUUUGGAUUUUCCCUCGAGGCGUCUUCCACGAGCUUCUACGUGGCAGCAAGAAAGUGCCCCGGGCAUAACAAUCCUGCCAGCUACACAGGCUGAAAAUUCACUUGCUUGGUUAUCUUCAUCCAAGUGCAAAUAACCUGCUGUGGACUAGAAUAGCAAAUCACCAGACACUAUUACUGGAUCGUUUAUAUACGUUGUGGUUCAACUUUUAUCCUUGGUUUAAACUUUGUUUUAAACUCAUUAUCAUACAUUACCAUACCCAAAGACAAAGGGAAUCAAAUUUAAACCAAGGAUAAAUUUGAACCACAACAUAUGUAUACAUGUAUGUGAAAAAGCAAUUUGUCAGUAAUCUGUUAACCUGAAACGACUAAUGUAUUUAUUUUUAUCAAAACUUGUAGUCUGGUCUUAACUCUCCUGGAGAACCUCGAUUGUCAAAACCGCCAGUGGUUAACUCCCAGAUGAAUCAGGUAAAUAUAACGUUUCUCUGGUUGUAGCCUAAAAUUCUCUAAACCUGAAUUCAUUAUGAACUUCCGUCAAAAGAAUUCAAGAAAGGGAAGUUUUUACACACACCAGCCCGGGUUUCAAUUUUCAAUUUGGCUUAGCCUUUAUCAGAAGAUAACGGAAAAUAUGAUGACUAGAAUGUAAAAAGAAAAGAAAUAUUUAGCGUUGUUGCAGAUCCAGUUUUCUGUUUUUCUUUCUCUUUUUUGCGAUGUUUUUCGAAAACAGGUAUUCAGUAGGACAGUCUCUCUCCUCUUCUGACUUAUAGGUUUGAUCAUUGCAGAUUAGGCUUUAUUGUACCAAGGCGCCCUCACUAUCCAUGACAGUAAGGCGAAAGGAAAGUGGGAAUUGUAAUGAUUGUGAGUCGUCUCUUAAGAAACUAUCUCCUGAAAACUUUCUUUCAUCUUGGAGUAAAAGAAGGGGAAAAACAAAGUGUUGUGUGGCCGGGAAUGUGGCUUUUCUUUAAAGCAAAAACUUAAUGAGCCUACGUAUAGUGUACGUUAAAGAUUUUGGGUAACAGUGUUAUUUUUUUCUGGCUAACUCCAAGCACAUGAAUUUUAUUCGGUUAUAGCCUGCUGUACAAUAAACGUCGUGUUUUUACAAGUACAAAUAUGUACCCAGGUGUAUUUACAAAGCAAGUGCCUUAAAAGCAACUCGCUAACUUCUUAUCUAACACUUGACUUUAAAUUUUGACGUGUUAUUAUGGAGAGUUUGGUGGCUAUAAAUAGGAGCUAACCAUUUUCAAAUUAAUGUCUAUUAAGAGAGGAUCUUGUGCUUAUCUAUUAACAUUACAGGUCAGUGCUCCACCCCCAAUAGCUAUUUUUUGCUUAUUCAGAGCUUUAUAUUCCUUGUGUAUUUACUGUAAUGAGUAGUAUAAUGAAUUACAGUGUGUAAACUUCACAUAGUUUUAACUCUUCGUCUACCAUUGUUACCUUACCAAGGGUACCUCGCGCUUUGCUUAUUUCCAGUUGUCCAUCUGGCGCGAUCUCUCGAAGUGUGUCUUGAAAUUAUAAACAUGUUUAAAAACUGGAAAGGCUGCCGUUAUCAGGGAAAGAUUCACUUGGGAACACAGUUGCAGUACAGUUUGGUACUAACAGAUAUUAUGUUGAAAUAUCUCGUGUAUCAAUAUACACACACGAUGAUACAGAAUAUCGGCCUUUUGCUUCUGAGAGAGACAAACUGAAGGACCGUCGCUUGCAAAACGCCCCUUUGUACAUAUUUUGUCAUAAUUGUCCAAAAGGUACAUGUUAACCAAUUUAAACACUUGAAACAAUUUAGGAAACAUCCAGGAAUGCCAGAAAAGAGACAAAAACAGCAGCCCCAGGCGUUGAUAUAAAACAUCGACGCUACUCUGCCCCCAGAAGAAUUUACGGAUUAUCUUGA